AUGUCUGGAGAUGUCGAAGCUCGCGGGGGCAUCUUGUCCUCGAAGACUGGUAUCAUAAGCCCGGCAGAAGUGACUGUCUAUCACCCAGCAGCAUACGAAGCAAUGGACGGUCCAGGGAACCAGAACACCCGCUCGGACUGGUAUGACCUAUUAUUCCCCCGUAUAUCGUCUAUCUUUACACGGGACCGUGCACUGCACAACACCAGGCGCAGGAUCUGGACGCGUGCCACGAGCAGUAGUGCAAUUCGACAAUACCAACACCGCAUCGUACAGAAGGUGCACAAGCUCAAGUGUCUCAUUCUUGCACAGCAGCACCAGCCCAUUCUCGUGAAUGAGCUCAUGUAUUGGUUCGCGUUUGACUCCAUGGGUGACUUUGCAUUCAGCAUAAAUUUUGGAAUGAUGGAGAACCAGGAAUGGCAUCGCUGUAUCCUGCUGUUUCGUCCAGCUAUCUGGAUUCCACGUCUCGCGUUCACAAUCGUGCCGGGUUUGUGGUGGGCGAAGUGGUGGUUCCAGAUGCUGGCCUUUUGCGAUCAAUGCAUGGAACAACGGAUGUGUCGGACCAUCCAGGAUAAGGACAUCGCUUCUUUCUUCAUUGAAGAUCAUUUCACCAGCGCCGAUCAGCGCCGAGAGCAAUGGCUGAGUGGUGACACUGCCACUCUCGUGGUUGCAGGCAGUGACACUAAUGCACCUACCCUCACACACCUGUUCUAUUUUCUGGCUCGCUACCCGGAGCAUACUGAACGGAUUUACCAGGAGCUGAGAAGUCUUACAUCCACAGAGGAUGCAGUGGGGUUAUCCAAGCUCUCUCACCUGAACGGGGUCAUCAAUGAAACCCUGCGGUUGCUUCCAGCCGUCCCGACGUUUGGUACGCGGGUUACUCCACCGGAAGGCUUGAUGAUUGCCGGAACGUUUAUCCCAGGCGGGACCAAAAUCUGUGCCCCCCGUUAUACUAUUGGGCGAUUGGAGUCGGCAUACGAACGGCCCAAUGAGUUUAUCCCUGAGCGUUGGUACUGCCAAGAGGAAUUGGUUCGCGACCGACGAGCGUUUGCACCAUUUGGUAUUGGUAAUACCAGCUGCGUGGGAAAAAACCUGGCGCUGACACAAAUUCGGCUUGUAGUAGCAUCACUGGUGAUGCAGUAUCGGAUAUCCUUUGCCGCGGCCAGUCCUAAUGGCGAACAAGUGGAAAGAGACCUGAAGGAUCAGCUUACUGCCAAUCCAGGACCGUGUUGGUUAGAGUUCAGCCCAAGGAAUUAG
This is a messenger RNA of Aspergillus neoniger CBS 115656, 1254 nucleotides long. Its product is annotated as cytochrome P450. The transcript has 6 exons. Lineage: Eukaryota; Fungi; Ascomycota; Eurotiomycetes; Eurotiales; Aspergillaceae. Gene Ontology annotation, molecular function: iron ion binding; heme binding; monooxygenase activity. The record is from RefSeq and is a predicted model, not a curated record. Bases 1 to 1254 code for a protein of 417 amino acids.